CAAAUUUUCCCGAAUAAGCCGACAAAAGUAAACUUAUUAAGGCCUCGCAGUGAAUUCGGGAUUUGAAACUGAAAGGCCCCGUAUUGCUUCCUGUAGGGACCCUUGUGGCUGGGAACGGAAGAAAUCUGGAAAUAAUUGUACAAAAGUGGACUUGCACGCCUGAAAAGCAGCCAAACAUCAAACAAGAUCCGUGGCUUCAGCUUCCAGAAAGCAAGGGAGUCUAAUUAGCAUUACACAGAAGACAAAUUUCCCCACGCAACAAAGCUCCGUAUUGAAGAGCUGCAGAUAAAAUUAACCAAGAUUUACAACUCCAAAGUCCCAAUCUUCCAUUGCCUUCAGGAAAGCGAGAUCUUUACAGCCGGUUCAAAUAUUUUUGGAACAGAUUCUACACGCGAACUGCAAACCAUGCCAGUUCAAGUCAAUACACAAUCCCACGAAAUGGUGAAGGAUUUCAUCGGCUACAAACUACGGCAAAAUAACAUAUUCCUGGAGGGAUUUAAUAUGGAAUCUCCGACCAAAGCCUCGAAGCAUUUAAGAAUUGUGGCUGAUGAAUUAAUUGCGGACAACAGCGAGCUAUUUCAUUCUAUGUGUGACCAACUGCAUCUCACUCCAAUUUCAACUUAUCCAACUUUUGUUGGAAUCGCCAAUGAGAUCUUCCAAUCGGGCAAAAACUGGGGUAGAGUUGUUGCUUUUCUUGCUUUUGGAGCAACCCUUGCAGUUUAUUGCGCCCAAAGAGAGGAAUUACACGAAUUAGUGAACGACAUUGUAGAAUGGGUCUCACGCUACAUGGACCAAAACCUGUCCUGCUGGAUUCGAGAAAAUGGUGGCUGGGAUGGAUUUAUAGAUUUUUUUCAACGUGAAGAUGACUCCUCAGACCAGGAUAGCAAGCGAGGGAAUGGAAGAUGGGGAAUGGCCGCUGUUGCUGGACUGGGGAUUGGAGCGUUGCUGAUGUUGGCUUGCCGAUAACUUUCUGAAAAUUCUACAUCCACAGGAGAAGAUGGAAUAAGAACUUUUGACUGUGGGAUUGUAUAAAUGUAUGAUAAGGUUCAGUUUGUAUAGUUGUGGUUAUACACAGAGUGAGCCAGGAGAGAAAGCUUGGAAGUCACUGAACAGUACUGUACGUUCUCUGUUUUCAACACUCGGCGAAUGAUAAAGGAUUGUAAUCCAUGUAUAAUGGUCCAAGAUGGCUUUUGUAUCUUCAAUGAAGACAUAUAGACAGAUGGUGGAACCUGGUUAUCUGGAAACCCUUUUAUUCAGCUGUAGUUUUUCUUGUUUUUUUGUUGUUGUUGUUGUUGUUUUUUUUUUCUGUAGACUGAUUACAGAUGUCUAUACUCUAUCAAAAGGGGGAGGUUUAUAUGCCCUUCCAAGGAUCAGAUAAUUAAAAAAUUGAUGAGAGGAUGUGAUCCCCUAAGAAAAAUAAUAUCAGAAAAACGAAAUUGAGAAAAAAAUAUGCAUUGGAAAUAAGGAGACAACACAUGAAUGCUUUUCCUGCAAAAUAUAUUGAGCAUAAAAAUAAAAAUUAUACCUGCCCCUUCAAAUUCCUAAUGAUGGCAAAUCUUGAAUCAGCAUUGUAGAAGAUCAGUUAAGGGUUUUUUUUUUUGUCAAACCUUUUGGUUACCAGAUAUCCCAGUUCAACAUGGUUGUGUUUUUUUACAUAUUACACAGUAUAUUUUUAAUACAUUGGGAAGAAUUUUGUACUUGAUUUGGUAUAAUGUUAGGUCAUUGAAUGGGUUUUUGACUAAUUAUUUCCAUUUGACCUGGACCACUGAAUUGUAGACAAAUAGUUUUGUACAUUUACUUACAUAUGGUUGUGGGUGUUGGAAAAUAUUAUGGAUAAAAAGCUUUAUCAUUAUAUAUACUGAUGGUUGGAAAAAUGUAGACAAUAGCAGAAAUCCAGUUUAGCUUUAUUUAUCACAAGGUUUAUUCAUGGCAAUGAGAACUUGGAGCUCUGACAGACAUUUAAGUUUGCUUGACAAAGCAAAUUUUGUCCAGUGCCUCCAUCAGACAUACUAUUCGACAAAUAAAUAGGCCUUGCAAGAAUUCCUAAUCCUGAGAUAGAUUUGGUUGUUAUACAGUAUGAAAAAAGGUUCUCUGAGUUAUUGAUAAAAGUCAGUGUUUCAUU
Molecule: messenger RNA, 2122 nt
Organism: Nematostella vectensis (starlet sea anemone)
Lineage: Eukaryota; Metazoa; Cnidaria; Anthozoa; Actiniaria; Edwardsiidae
Product: bcl-2-like protein 1
Exons: 2
Coding region: 406-966 (186 amino acids)
Biological process (GO): regulation of apoptotic process; extrinsic apoptotic signaling pathway in absence of ligand; intrinsic apoptotic signaling pathway in response to DNA damage
Cellular component (GO): mitochondrial outer membrane
Molecular function (GO): protein homodimerization activity; protein heterodimerization activity
Source: RefSeq, a predicted model, not a curated record